UCUUAUAUCUACCCUAUUCCAUUAUAUUUCUAUUAUCUGUUCUAUAUUGCAUUUUAAGAAUAGCAAAAACAAUGUAAAAAAAUUGCACCCAUACAUCAUGUGUUUAAAUAUAUAUACAUACAUGCAUACAUACAUACGUACAUAUAGAAUGGUAAAGAAGGAAAUACUUGGUGAAAGAAACAAAAGAAGAAGGCCAAGUUGUUAUUUCAGGAAACGAAAGGACAAAAGAGGAAUAAUAUAUCAAAUAGAAUGAUGGUUUCUCAUGCAAAAGGUGGAAAAAAAAUAAAAAUUAGUGGAUCUUCUCUUUCCAAUGUAAUUGGUGGUGUUCCUUCAUAUUCGUGUGCCCGUAAAUUCCGUCCAAACACGUCUUAUGUUAGAAUGUAUUCCCUUGUUUUUUGGUAUAUAACAUCUCCUCCUCCACCAUCUCUUCUCCUUCCCCCUCCUCCCCCCUCCUCGCUUUCUUUCUUCCAAAUAUUGUAGGGGGAUUCUUCAGCUUCGACCAUGGCAGGAGGUGCGAUCAUAAGCAACAAUGGAGGGGCAGAAUACCCAGGGAAGAUGACGCUCUUUGUUUUCCUCACCUGCCUUGUGGCCUCCUCUGGGGGACUUAUCUUUGGUUAUGACAUCGGGGUUUCUGGUGGGGUGACGUCGAUGGAUUCAUUCUUGCUAAAGUUCUUCCCGUCAGUUUACAAGGAGGAGAAGGAGAACGUAAGCACCAACCAAUACUGCAAGUUUGACAGCCAGCUUCUUACUGCCUUCACAUCAUCUCUAUACUUAGCAGCGCUCAUUGCUUCAUUCGUUGCAUCUACAAUGACAAGAAUGUAUGGGAGGAGAUGGUCAAUGUUUGUGAGUGGAGUUUCCGUUCUCGUGGGUUCUGCCCUUAAUGGUUUAGCAGAGAAUGUGCUCAUUCUCAUCGUUGGUCGCAUCCUUCUUGGUGUUGGUGUAGGAUUCGCGAAUCAGUCUGUACCAGUGUAUCUUUCUGAGAUGGCACCUGCGAGGCUUCGAGGCAUGCUCAAUAUUUGUUUCCAACUCAUGACUACAAUUGGGAUAUUUGUUGCCAAUGUUGUCAACUAUGGAACUGCUAAAAUUAGUGGUGGGUGGGGUUGGCGCGUUAGCCUUGCGCUUGGUGCUGUUCCUGCUGUGAUUAUAACCAUUGGCUCACUGUUUCUCUUUGACACCCCUAACUCGCUUAUUGAGCGUGGCCAUAAAGAGAAGGCUAAAGUUGUGCUCUCCAGGAUUCGUGGCACUGAUGAUAUCUAUCAUGAGUAUGAUGAUCUGGUGGUAGCCAGUGAGGAGUCCAAAGCUGUGAAACACCCCUGGUCUAAUAUACUAAAGAGGAAGUAUCGACCGCAGCUCACCAUGGCCAUCCUCAUCCCCUUCUUCCAACAAGUCACUGGCAUUAACGCUAUCAUGCUAUAUGCUCCUGUUCUCUUCAAGACAAUUGGUUUUGGCACCGAGGCCUCCCUCAUGUCUGCUGUAAUUAUUGGUGUUGUCAAAGUCCUUUCGACGUUAGUCUCCAUUGCCACCGUCGACAAGCUCGGUAGGAGGGUGCUCUUUUUACAAGGUGGCACACAAAUGAUCAUAUGCCAGAUUAUAGUGGGGACAUUGAUUGCGAUCAAGUUUGGGACUGAGGGACAUGCAAUUGUAUCAAAACCUUAUGCUAUCUCUGUGGUGGUGUUCAUUUGCCUCUAUAUGGCUGGCUUCGCAUGGUCAUGGGGUCCACUUGGAUGGUUGGUCCCUAGUGAGAUAUUUCCUCUUGAGAUCCGGUCGGCAGGCCAAAGCAUCACAGUCUCCGUCAAUAUGUUUGUUACCUUCGUCAAUGCGCAAAUAUUCCUUACUCUCUUUUGCCACAUGAAAUUUGGGCUCUUCUACUUCUUUAGUGGGUGGGUGACCAUGAUGACCAUCUUUAUUGCCCUAUUCCUACCUGAGACCAAGAAUGUGCCCAUUGAAGAGAUGGUCCUUGUGUGGAAAAAACAUUGGUUUUGGGGCAAGUUCAUUGCUGAUGAGGAUGUUCAUGUUGGAAAUAUUGGGAUGAGCAACAGCAAACCAUGAGCCACUGACGGAUGAUCUGUUUAGAAUUCUUUUCUUUCUUUUAUUUGUUGUAAUCGAGCUUAAAAAUCUUGACCUCUUGUGGCCACCUAUAUCACUCAUGAAGACUUCGAGCUGAAGAAAACAAAUUAUGAAUGAAUAAAGCACAAUUUGUACGCUUUGUAG
Messenger RNA from Phoenix dactylifera (date palm), 2211 nucleotides. The record is from RefSeq and is a predicted model, not a curated record. Lineage: Eukaryota; Viridiplantae; Streptophyta; Magnoliopsida; Arecales; Arecaceae.